AUGAAGUUCACUUCCGUUGCUAUCAUUGCCCUCGCUGCCGGUGUUCAGGCCAGUAGCUUCAAGCAAAAUGAGCCCGCCGCCAAUCACGGCAAGUAUAUCGCUAGGGCUGUUGGCACUGCUGCCACCGCUGGCACUGCCGUCUCCACUGGCAUCCACCCCAUCAUGACCGGCACUUCUGGCACCAACGGUACCAUCAGCAGCACCAACGGUACCUCCGUCGUUACCUCUAGCGUCCACGGUGGCGCCGCCGCCGCCAGCACCAUCCCUGUCUCUGUCCCCAGCUCCACCCCCGCCAGCGGUGUUAGCAGCUCUGGCUCCUCCAGCUCUGGCUCUUCGGGCGCGGGCUCUUCCGGCUCCAGCUCCGGCUCCAGCUCCGGCAGCGCCUCCAGACCCAGCUCCUCUGGCUUCGUUCCCUCCAGCCCUGGUGCCAAGGUCUCCGUCUCCAUGGUUGCUGCUGCUCUUGGCAGCGUUGCCUACGGUGCUCUCAUCUUCCUCGCAUAA
Penicillium maclennaniae is the source of this 501-nucleotide messenger RNA. RefSeq lists its product as uncharacterized. The transcript has a single exon. The record is from RefSeq and is a predicted model, not a curated record. Bases 1 to 501 code for a protein of 166 amino acids. Lineage: Eukaryota; Fungi; Ascomycota; Eurotiomycetes; Eurotiales; Aspergillaceae.